Molecule: messenger RNA, 394 nt
Organism: Porites evermanni
Lineage: Eukaryota; Metazoa; Cnidaria; Anthozoa; Scleractinia; Poritidae
Source: the annotation of a GenBank genome assembly
AUUCUUAGUAGUAGCAGUAGUAGUAGUAGUAGUAGCAGUAGCAGUAGCAGUAGCAGUAGCAGUAGCAGUAGCAGUAGCAGUAGCAGUAGCAGUAGCAGUAGCAGUAGCAGUAGUAGUAGUAGUAGUAGUAAGUGGUAGUGGUAGUGGUAGUGGUAGUGGUAGUGGUAGUGGUAGUGGUAGUGGUAGUGGUAGUGGUAGUGGUAGUGGUAGUGGUAGUAGUAGUAGUAGUAGCAGUAGCAGUAGCAGUAGCAGUAGCGGCAGCGGUAGCGGUGGCGGUGGCGGUGGCGGUGGCGGUAGUGGUAGCGGUGGCGGUAGCGGUAGCGGUAGUAGUAGUAGUAGCAGUAGUAGUAGCAGUAGCAGUAGCAGUAGCAGUAGCAGUAGCAGUAGCAGUAGC